CCGUCGAGGCACGACGGCGCCCUGGACUAACACGCUACCCCCCCCCCAGUCUGCUGCUGGAUCCCUAGAGACCAUCAUGAGCCGAAUGGGUUCCUUUGGGGUUGCUCCCGGAGCCUGGCGUUUGCUUUUUGUCGCCUUCCCUGCCUCUGACUCGCUCCCUCCCCGUCGUACAAUGCAACUUCUACCCACCCUGCCGCGCGCGCGCCCGUUCCGAAGUCUGCAGCUGCUGCCGCAGCCGCUGCUUUUAUGCUGCGCGCUGAGAUUGCCGGCUGCUCUCCCGGAAGAGCUUCGCUCCGCCGCGGCGGCCAACGCCCAGUUAAAGGGGCGGAAGGGCGG
This is a messenger RNA of Podarcis lilfordi (Lilford's wall lizard), 336 nucleotides long. The record is from the annotation of a GenBank genome assembly. NCBI's taxonomy places the organism in Eukaryota, Metazoa, Chordata, Lepidosauria, Squamata, Lacertidae.